GCCGGUUUAUUCCGCCGGAAAAUUCGGGAUCUCCGGCAACAGACACGGCGGAGUCCAAGAUAUCUCUAACUGUUUCUCCUUUGUAAUUUUGUUUUCUUUGACUAGACAGAGAUACUGAAAUUGACCCAAAACCCUAGAAUUUGUGCUUUUCGUUCUCCGACCUAAUGGAGGAGUCUCGAGGAUCUUCUGAUCAAGAAGAUGAACAAAUUGUUCAAGUCAGGGAAGCUUUAAUGUGUCCCGACGGUGAAAAGUUUGAAUCUUUGCGAACGGCGAGGUUCUUAAACUACACGACGACAUCUAUUGACGACGAUGUUUUCGACCUCCCUUUGGAUGCGUUUGUGUGUAGACCGGAGGGGUUUGAUCCGGCGGCGAAGAUCUCGUUUCCCGGUUGGGGAUCUCCGUCGUUGAACUGGACCGAGUGGGUGAAUGUAAUGGCGGAGUCACACGCUACGGUGUGGAAGAAAUCUGGAGUUUACGACGCGAUUUUGGCGUCUCGGUAUCAGAUUAAGAGGCAUGAUGAUUUGAUUAUGGCAUUGGUGGAGAAAUGGUGUAUUGAGACCAACACAUUUGUGUUCCCUUGGGGAGAAGCGACGGUGACGUUGGAGGAUAUGAUUGUUCUUGGAGGAUUGUCUGUUACUGGGAACAAUGCUUUGGCUCCGAUUAAACGAGACGGUAUGAAGGAGGUGGAGGAGAAGAUGAAGGAGGCGAAACGUGAUAUCGAGGCGAAUUUGGAGAAGAAAUGUGGUGUUAGCUUGUGGAUGAAAGAGAUGAUGAACUCAGGGAAUGAGAUUGAGCAUGAGGCGUUUAUGGUUUCGUGGCUAUCGCGUUUUGUAUUCCCUAAUUCAGGUGAUGUGUUGAGAGAGAAGCUGUUUCCGGCUGCAAUUCAGCUUGCUAAGGGAGUUAGGUUGGCUCUGGCUCCAGCGGUUUUAGCUAGGAUUUAUCGGGAUCUUGGGGUUUUGAAGGAGUAUCUCAGUGGUGAUAGUGAGAAAGAGACGGUAGUGGUGAAGUCUCCGUUUCAGUUUGUGCAGGUUUGGGCUUUAGAGAGAAUCAUGGAGUUGCAGCCACCGGGACAGCCAAGCCAGUUAAAGACUGGUGAACCGCGGAUAGCGCGGUGGCACCAUCAUGGUGGUGGUCAGGAUGUGUACGGCUAUCCUGAGAAUAUCAAAGCGGUGUUGGACUCGGCCAAAGAUAGUUUCGACCAUCGUCCAUACACAAAACCUGUGAAUAACUUCAAAUUCCCAAAGUUUUACAUGGAAGAUGACUGUUGGGUUCGAGUAAGACCUGAUGAGACCAUUGUAGCCUUUGGUCGGUGUUUGAGGUUUGCUAAACUGGUUGGUUUGGAUUGCAUUGAACCUUAUUAUCCUCACCGUGUGGCAUUGCAGUUUGGUUAUGAUCAGGAUGUUCCCGGCGUAGUUCCAGCUAGAAUUGAGACGCCAGAAUUGGCCUGGAAAGAUUAUAUCCGUCCAAUUGCUGAUGGAAUGUUGUACUUUCCUGCUCGGCUUCACGAGGCUGAUGUUACGGUUGGGUACAUUCGGUGGUGGAAACUUUCUGUUGCGGUUUUGCAGUCUGAGGCUAAGAAAAUUUUCCACAUGCUUCAGGCUUCACAUUCAGAACAGAAACCUGUGACUGCAACGACCCCAACAAAGGCAACAUCUUUUUCCCCAGGGAAGUGGAAAACAUCAGCUGCAAAAUCUGAGGGAAAAGAUCAAGAAGUGGUAAAGAAGAGGGAAAUGGAGACAAAAAGAGAGACAUCUGUAACUGGUUCACAGAUCGAGGUGAGUAGAGCAGAUGGUCGGAGCCAUGGCAGUAGUAGCUAUGCAGGGAGUCUCACGGGGUCAGAGAAAGCAACUAAGCAUCCUUCAAAGAAGCCUGAAUGGGUUCAGAGAUCAUCACCUAGACCGAAAAAGAGCCCUGAUAGAAGUUCUGAUAAGCCUGAAUGGGUUCAGAAAUCAUCAGCUCGAUCGACAAGGAGCCCUGAUAGAAGCUCUGAUAAGCUUAAAUGGGUUCAGAGAUCAUCACCUAGAUCGACAAAGAGCCCUGAUAGAAGCUUGGGAGGAGCAGUGGAUGAUGUUAAGGAUCUUAAGGGAGCUCUCAGGGGCUCAGGGGGAACAAAGGGUCAGGGUCAUGUCACGUUUCAGCUUCCAAGCUCCCCUGGGAGAUCUCCAUCUAAUGUCCAUACGUUUUCGCCAAAGCAAAGAGAUUCUCCUGUCAAAAAACCGAGAAUGUUACCUCGGGUAGCAGACUUAGCCAAACAAUCGAGCUCUUCUCCUCGUGUUCCAAGAGAUACAUCAUCUGUUCCUCGUCCUCCCAAGCGAGAGAACUACAUAAAGCACCACAAUUCCACAAGCUCACGAGUUUCAAAAGAAUCAAACACGUCACCAUCUUUUUCUGGUUCUCCUUUAAAGAGGAAGAAGUCACCAAGAUCUCCUGAAGCUAUUAACUCUCGUGGUCAGAAAAGUCCCCCAAGCCCGCGAGUUUCAAAAGAAUCGUACAAGUCAUCUUCUUUAUCUGGUUCUUCUUCUUUAACUAGGAAGAAGCCACCAAGAUCUCCUGAAGCUGCCAAUUCGCGUAGUUACAACCAUCCCCCAAGUCCGCGAGUUUCAAAAGAAUUGAACAAGACACCAUCUGUUUCUGGUUCUCCUUCUUCAACAAGGAAGAAAUCACCAAGAUCCUCAGAAAAUGUCAACUCGUGUGGUAAUUCAUCAUCUGGAGGCAAUUCUAUUGUCAAGAGAAAUACUGACACAAGCAUCAUAGUUUCCAAACAAGAUUCACCAAGAAAAACUCAACUCGAUAUCAGCAAGGCUAAUAAGUUACUAGAAGAGAUGGUAACUUUACGGGAGCAAGUUGGCGAAGAUGGUGAAGUGACAUAUCAGAUACCAAAGCAACAGUUUGAGGAUCUAAGCAAAGGGGUCCAUGAUGUUCUACAUGAUCUACAGUCUAUUAAAUUCGCAUUGAACAUACAAGAUAACGAUGAUGAAUAGUUCUUGAUCUCUCAGACUCUGACUAAUAGACCUUUAAAGUCUUCAUCUUUUUUGUUCCAACUCAUUCAAUACAAAUACUUUGAAGUG
Messenger RNA from Arabidopsis arenosa, 3068 nucleotides. Lineage: Eukaryota; Viridiplantae; Streptophyta; Magnoliopsida; Brassicales; Brassicaceae. The record is from the annotation of a GenBank genome assembly.